Acanthoscelides obtectus is the source of this 894-nucleotide messenger RNA. NCBI's taxonomy places the organism in Eukaryota, Metazoa, Arthropoda, Insecta, Coleoptera, Chrysomelidae. The record is from the annotation of a GenBank genome assembly.
AUGGCUAAACUGCAAGAUCAUCUGAGAAGAUGCCACCCUGAUAAAACAGAGAAAGGUUUGAAAUACUUUCAAACAGUCAAAGAUAAAUUUCAGAAGAGACCUACACUGGACAGAAUGUUCGCUUUGACGUCACAAAGAAAUGAGGAUGGUUUGCGGACGUCUUACAAUAUCUCGUUACUUAUAGCAAAAUCCGGAAAACCGCAUACUAUCGGAGAUAAGUUAAUUUUUCCAGGCGUUGAAGAGGUUUUAAAAGCUGUUUUACACAAACCUGCAUCUGAUAUCAUUAAAAGAAUUCCCUUAAGCAACAAUACUGUUGAAAGACGUAUUGAUGAAAUGAGUUCUGAUAUUGAAAGCUUCUUAUGUAAUUAUUUGCAAACGACCCAUUUCUCUAUACAACUGGACGAGUCAACUUUACCUGAUAAUGCAGCAUUAUUAUUGACAUAUGUUCGUUUUAUUAUGAAUCAAGAAAUCUACGAAGAACUGCUCUUCGCAAGAACUUUGAUAACCGACACUAAAGAUUUUGUAUCUAGGUUUGAGGAUAUUUUGACUAUGGUAAUACCACCGUGGAUAAUUAAUCCAUAUGGUGACAUAGAAGAAACGAAUGUCAUAAUACAAGAGGAACUGAAUGAACUAAGUACAAACGAAGAACUUGAGGUUCAGUUUAAAAACGGAUAUCAGCAAUCCUGGCUGCAAAACAACAUACCCGUUACUUAUCCUGCAUGCACCGGUAUUUUCCCGUGCAAGCUGCAGGCAUUCCAUGAUUUGCUUGUCACUGAAGAUGAUAAUUAUGUGAUAGGACCUCUUGUUAGCUUGAGAAAUAUAAGUUGCCUACACGGCCCAUAUCAAUUCAGGCACUGUCCGGCUCUGCUUGAUUCCGUUCCUUCCAAAAGUUAA